CCGGCCCCUCCCUACCCUCUUCUCCCGCCGCCGCCUCCUUCUUGGGCGCUUCUGCCACCUCUACACGAUCCAGGCCCUCUGUCCCUGAGAAGAAGUCGUGUUCAGUUUCCUUUGUGGGCCCAGGGCGCAGCCAUGGCGGACGGCGGCGGCGGUGGGGGCACGGGCUCGGUGGGCGGCGGCGGAGCGGGCCAGGCCUCGGCGGGGUCGGCGACAGGCGCGACGGGGGCCGGUGGGAGCGGCGGCCCCAUCAACCCGGCCUCACUGCCUCCCGGCGACCCACAGCUCAUCGCUCUCAUCGUGGAGCAGCUCAAAAGCCGGGGCUUGUUUGACAGCUUCCGCCGGGAUUGCCUGGCGGACGUGGACACCAAGCCAGCUUACCAAAACCUGAGGCAGAAAGUGGAUAAUUUUGUGUCAACACAUCUGGACAAGCAGGAAUGGAAUCCUACAAUGAACAAAAACCAGUUGCGAAAUGGUCUGAGGCAGAGUGUAGUUCAGUCAGGGAUGUUGGAAGCUGGAGUGGACAGAAUCAUUUCUCAAGUGGUGGAUCCCAAACUAAACCACAUCUUCAGACCACAGAUAGAAAGAGCGAUUCACGAGUUCCUGGCGGCCAAGAAGAAAGAAGCUGUGCCAGCGCCCCCUCCAGAGCCUGAGAGCCAGGACCCCCCAGCUCCCUCCCAGGAUGCUUCCUAAGAGUAUGUCUGACACCUUUUGGAAGCUCCGUUGAAUUAACUAUGAAGAAAUGGAUUCGGUUACUUAAGAGGACAACUUCAGAAUGAAGACAGGCUGAGGUCGUCACUGAUUUCAACGUACAGCCUUGACUGUGGAGCAGUGUCCAGAUUGAACAGGCAGUGACAGUGGACCGUGUGUGCCCCCUCACUGUGCUCCCGUCUGGUUAGCCUGCCAAAGGGGGUGACAGCCAGUAGACACUACAGAGAUACAAAGAAACACUACAUCAGUCUGGGGUUGUCCUGAAACAAACCUUUAUACUUGAACUUGGAGACUGGAUUUUAGGGUUUGUGCUCAGGGAUCCCUAGAGGGGCUGUAGCUACAGUGAAGGAACAUAACCAGUUCCAAAGAACGACAGUAAAGGUUAGCAUGGAGUAGGAAUUAGUGCUUAACUGUCAACUAGAAUGUUUAAGCUGUCAGCACCAACUAGCUCAAAAGUUGUCAUGACCCUCUUGUACGUGAAUCUUGUUGUAGCUUUGGUUUCCUUUCCUCCGUAAGAGGUGACAACACAUGGGACCGUAGAAUGUGUGAGGAAGUGCAGACAUCAGGUAGAAGGAGAAACAUCUGCAGGCUGUCUGUCCAGGGCUGCUGCUUAUCCUGCAAGGGCUAGUGAGUCUUGGGUGUGUUUAUUUUAUUCUCAUGUUUGUGUUUUUUAGAAAAGUUGAAUGAUCAAUAAAUAGCUUAAGUUUUGUAA
Molecule: messenger RNA, 1420 nt
Organism: Neomonachus schauinslandi (Hawaiian monk seal)
Lineage: Eukaryota; Metazoa; Chordata; Mammalia; Carnivora; Phocidae
Gene: BOD1
Product: biorientation of chromosomes in cell division 1
Exons: 4
Coding region: 133-690 (185 amino acids)
Source: RefSeq, a predicted model, not a curated record